Molecule: messenger RNA, 2665 nt
Organism: Trichechus manatus latirostris (Florida manatee)
Lineage: Eukaryota; Metazoa; Chordata; Mammalia; Sirenia; Trichechidae
Product: tubulin beta-3 chain
Exons: 7
Coding region: 1-2664 (887 amino acids)
Biological process (GO): G protein-coupled receptor signaling pathway; axon guidance; mitotic cell cycle
Cellular component (GO): cytoplasm; microtubule; membrane
Molecular function (GO): G protein-coupled receptor activity; GTP binding; GTPase activity
Source: RefSeq, a predicted model, not a curated record
AUGCCCAUGCAGGGAGUCCAGGGGAGGCUGCGAGGCUCCCUCAAUGCCACGCCCCCCACUGCACCCCACUUGGGGCUGGCUGCUAAUCAGACGGGCCCCUGGUGCUUGGAGGUGUUCAUCCCGGAUGGGCUUUUCCUCUCGCUGGGGCUGGUGAGCUUGGUGGAGAAUAUGCUGGUGGUGGCUGCCAUUGCCAAGAACCGCAACCUGCACUCACCCAUGUACUACUUCAUCUGCUGCCUGGCUGUGUCCGACCUACUGGUGAGCAUGAGCAACGUGCUGGAGACAGCUGUCAUGCUGUUGCUGGAGGCAGGCAUGCUGGCUUCACUGGCAGGCAUAGUGCAGCAGCUGGACAAUGCCAUCGACAUGUUUAUCUGCGGCUCCAUGGUGUCCAGCCUCUGCUUCCUGGGUGCCAUCGCGGUGGACCGCUACAUCACCAUCUUCUAUGCGCUUCGCUACCACAGCAUCGUGACACUGCCCCGGGCACGUCGGGUCAUUGCCACCAUCUGGGUGGCCAGUGUGCUCUGCAGCACCCUCUUCAUUGCCUACUACGACCGAACUGCUGUGCCGCUCUGUCUCGUCAGCUUCUUCCUGGCCCUGGUGGUGCUCAUGGCGGUGCUGUACGUGCACAUGCUGUCCCGGGCCUGCCUCCACGCCCGCGGCAUUGCCCGGCUACACAAGCGGUGGCACCCAGUCCGCCAGGGCCUUGGCCUCAAGGGUGCUGCCACACUCUCCAUCCUGCUGGGCUCCUUCUUUCUCUGCUGGGGCCCCUUCUUCCUGCACCUCACACUCAUCGUCCUCUGCCCCCAGCACCCCACCUGCAGCUGCGUCUUCAAGAACUUCAAACUCUUCCUCACUCUCAUCAUCUGCAACUCCAUCGUGGACCCCCUCAUCUAUGCCUUCCGCAGCCGGGAGCUCCGCAAGACACUCAAGGAGGUGCUGCUGUGCUCCUGCGGGGAUCAUGGUGGUAAGAGUGGCAAGAAGCCCUUGAGGGGUGCCCACUGCUGGCAUCAGGAGGACUGUGACUGGCAGAGCCAUGUGCCACAAAGUGCCCACCUUGUAGAGAAAGCCCACCGCCCCCAUGGCCGGCUGGUCGUGGAGCCGCCCCUCCCUCCGUGCGCUCAGCCCAAAUCCCAAGGGCCCGACCGGGUCCAGCCCAGCUGCACCGGGCGGCGGAGAAGGUGCCACGCCCGCCGCAUUGUGCGCGGAGAUGGGCGGAUGCGCGGUGCUGAUGCUGCGGAACCGGUGCCGCAGUCCGCGGAGGCCCGGGAUUGGCUGCGCAGUGCUGACGCGACUGCAGCCGCCAGCGCCGAGAUGAGGGAGAUCGUGCACAUCCAGGCCGGCCAGUGCGGCAACCAGAUCGGGGCCAAGUUCUGGGAAGUCAUCAGUGAUGAGCAUGGCAUCGACCCCAGUGGCAACUAUGUGGGGGACUCAGACCUGCAGCUGGAACGGAUCAGCGUCUACUACAACGAGGCCUCCUCUCACAAGUAUGUGCCUCGAGCCAUUCUGGUGGACCUGGAGCCUGGAACCAUGGACAGCGUCCGUUCCGGGGCCUUUGGGCACCUCUUCAGGCCUGACAACUUCAUCUUUGGUCAGAGUGGAGCUGGCAACAACUGGGCCAAAGGUCACUACACAGAGGGUGCAGAGCUGGUGGACUCAGUCCUGGAUGUCGUGCGGAAGGAGUGUGAGAACUGCGACUGCCUGCAGGGCUUCCAGCUGACCCACUCACUGGGUGGGGGCACUGGCUCGGGCAUGGGCACGCUGCUCAUCAGCAAGGUGCGCGAGGAAUACCCCGACCGCAUCAUGAACACCUUCAGCGUGGUGCCCUCGCCCAAGGUAUCUGACACCGUGGUGGAGCCCUACAACGCCACGCUGUCCAUCCACCAGCUGGUGGAAAACACAGAUGAGACCUACUGCAUCGACAAUGAAGCCCUCUACGACAUCUGCUUCCGCACCCUCAAGCUGGCCACGCCCACCUACGGCGACCUCAACCACCUUGUGUCGGCCACCAUGAGCGGCGUCACCACCUCCCUCCGCUUCCCCGGGCAGCUCAACGCAGAUCUGCGAAAGCUGGCUGUCAACAUGGUGCCCUUCCCCCGCCUGCACUUCUUCAUGCCCGGCUUUGCCCCACUCACCGCCCGGGGCAGCCAGCAGUACAGGGCUCUGACCGUGCCCGAGCUCACCCAGCAGAUGUUCGACGCGAAAAAUAUGAUGGCGGCCUGUGACCCACGCCACGGCCGCUACCUUACCGUGGCCACCGUCUUCCGUGGGCGCAUGUCCAUGAAGGAGGUGGACGAGCAGAUGCUGGCCAUCCAGAGCAAGAACAGCAGCUACUUCGUGGAGUGGAUACCCAACAACGUCAAGGUGGCUGUGUGUGACAUCCCACCCCGUGGCCUCAAGAUGUCCUCCACCUUCAUCGGCAACAGCACGGCCAUCCAGGAGCUGUUCAAGCGUAUCUCAGAGCAGUUUACCGCCAUGUUUCGGCGCAAGGCCUUCCUGCACUGGUACACGGGCGAGGGCAUGGAUGAGAUGGAGUUCACCGAAGCGGAGAGCAAUAUGAAUGACCUGGUGUCCGAGUACCAGCAGUACCAGGACGCCACAGCCGAGGAGGAGGGCGAGAUGUAUGAGGAUGACGAGGAGGAGUCGGAGGUCCAGGGCCCCAAGUGAA